GGGUGUGGGUAAGGGGAAGGAGAGAGGAGCUUUGGGACUCCAAAUCAGAUAAAGGAAGUUAGGAGGUAGGGGAAGGUUAAUUUCAUUUUGUUGGGCUCCAAGGGGAGGUCAGUGUCCUGACUGGUUCUAGCUGGCUUCUUGACGAAAACCUGAGUUCCUGCAAAACGACUAAAUUAACCAUUCGGUUAUCAUGGCAUGACUAUUAUCGUACAGGAACAUGGUGGCAGACAGCAUUCUGAGCACCCCCAAGUAGGUUUGGGGAGAAGUUGCAGCUGCCUUGGCUGCCCUGUUAACUCUUUGGUUAUGGGUUUCUGUUUCCUCUCCCCCAGCCCCCGGCAACCACCUGUCUACUGUCCGUGAUUUCGCUGUACCUUUAAAUGUCUGAUCCCACAGGAUCCUGGCCUUUGUCUUCCCUUCUCACUCUGCCUUUUCUAGACCAUCUCAUCUGUUCCCAGGGAUCUGAACACUCUGCACUGCAUGAUUCCCUUUUUUCUUAUCCCUUUGCAGAGAUAAAAUUACUCCCAAGGUUUUUUUUUAUUAUUCUUAAACAUAGGUGUUUUUUAAGAAAUGUUUAACGUUUAUUGUGGGAGAGAUAGAGUGAGUGAGUACAUGGGCAGAGAGAGAGGGGGAGAGAGAGAGAGAUCACGCAGGCUCCACACUGUCAGCACAGAGCCCAACGUGGGGCUCAAACUUAAGAACCGUGAGAUCAUGAUCUGAGCCGAAAUCAAGAGUUGGAAGCUUAACCGACUGAGCCACCCAGGUGCCCCACAUAGAUUGUUUUUUUUUAAAUCAUGUAUUGUUCUUGUGAAUAUAAACAAAAUUAGUUGGUUAAAGUUUUCCUAAAACUUCUCCACAUUAGCAUUACGACUUUCCAGUUGGAGGCAUUAAUGCCUGUACCUUCCAUGUAAGAUUGCCUUCUCUAGGGGUGCCUGGUUGGCUCAGUUGGUAGAGCAUGCAACUCUUGAUCUCAGGGUCAUGAGUUCAAGCCCUAGGUCGGGUGUGGAGACUACUUAAAAAGAAAAAAAAAGAUUGCCUUUGAGAGCGUUGGUCUUCCAGCAUUUCCUAAAGAGCCCACAAGAGAAUCAAAAGCCAUUGGUACUGGGCUCUCAAGCUGCCCUUGCAUUUACAUAGUGCUAGCCAACUUUAAGUAAUUUUAACAUGCAAAAAAGCAUAAUUCAUAAGUAUCGAUAAUACAAAAUGAAAAUACCCAUGCGAACACCGCCCUGAUCAAGAAAUGGAAUUUUACCAGCACCCCAGAAGCCACUCCCCUGCCCCUUACCAAAUAUUCCCCACUCUGAGCUAAUCAAAGGGAAUCACUAAUCCUCACCAUAGAUUGGUUUUGCCUGUUUUUGAACUUUAUGUAAUGGAGUAAUACAGUAAGCAGCCUUUUGAGACAUAAAAGCUUUUUGUAGUCAGUGUUGCCCUUGCUCAAAGAUGAAAAGGACCAAGGCCUGUUAGGGGAGGAAGUGCAAACCUACCUGCCCCUCAUUAUGUAAGCACGGGACAAAGGACAACAUCGUGCAUCAGACAGAGAUUUGGACCGUCCAGUCCUGAGAUUCUCUGAUUCCGGGGUCAGCUGGCUAAAGUGUGUAUCGAAUUACUACCCUUGUAUUUAAGGUGCAGCACAUUAUAAAAAGAAGUAUUUAAUCCAUCAUAAAGGCAAAAAAUUAAAAUACGGGUAACGCUUAAUGCUGGGGACAUUGUGGGGAAAAGGACACUUCCAUUUACAAUUAGGUAAGUAUAUGAUCUAAUUUUGAGGACGGUCAGCUAAUACCUACCAAAAUGCUAAAUGUUCAUACUUUUUGGCCUGCAAACUUCCUCCUAGAAAUCUAUCCUCAAGAAAGACUUCCAGCAACUCUGUACUGAGCCUCAACUUCCCCGUUUCUUAAAACAGGGAUGAUGACAGUACAUGGCUCAGUGGGUUGUUGUGCCAAGCAGAUGAGUACACACACACACACACACACACACACACACACACACACACGCUGCCUGGUACUCAAGUAUUUAAGUGGUAACUCUUGCCUUUGUCUCAGUACAUUGGUACUGUUCGCUUGACGUUUUCACAACAGAUCGAUAAAACCUUCAAGUAUCGAACUCCUACGAAAGAACACACCCCUCAGGGAAACGAAGCUGGAUUUUUUGUUUGUCUCAGUGUGACCCCCUGGGAGCUUACUGAAGUGCAGGUUUCUGGGCCCACUCUAAAUGAAAAGAAUUACCGCGGAAGCACCGCGACCCUAUCCUUGAACAAGCUUCCCAGGUAUUUCUUAGGAAGUCGCCGCCGCCUCGUUGGCCGAAAGCCGGUGGAGUCCGCCAGCCAGACGGUGUCGCUCUUCCCCAGCACUUCAGCCUCCGGCUCCCGGAAGAGCAGCUCUGUCCGCCGGGGAGGGGGUGGUGCUGCACUCGCCUCCUCUCUUCCGCUUCCGGUGUCCCCCUGCAGCCAUGGCCGCCGCCGCUGCCGCUGGCGGCCCUGGGGCGCCCCUGUCCCCGGACGAGUUGCUUCCGAAAGGCGAUGCCGAGAAGACUGAGGAGGAGCUGGAGGAGGAAGACGACGAGGAGCUAGAUGAGACCCUGUCGGAGAGGCUGUGGGGUCUGACGGAGAUGUUCCCAGAGAGGGUCCGGUCCGCGGCUGGAGCCACUUUUGAUCUCUCCGUCUUUGUGGCUCAAAAAAUGUACAGGUUUUCCAGGGCAGCCUUGUGGAUUGGGACCACUUCCUUCAUGAUCCUGGUCCUUCCUGUUGUCUUCGAAACGGAGAAGUUGCAAAUGGAGCAGCAGCAGCAACUGCAGCAGCGGCAGAUUUUAUUUUUUAAGUAAUCUCUACAGCCAACCAGGGGGAGCUUGAACUUAACCCCGAGAUGAAGAGUCACAUGGUCUUCUGACUGAGCCAGCCAGGUACCCCAGAAACCUCACAAUCGUAAUCUUUGCCCUGAAUUCAGGCAAUCAUGUUCAGAUCCACCAACAAAGGAUUGGGUCCAUGUAUUUGUACGGUCUACAGUGAUACACAGUUACAAAGGAUUUGUGGGGAAUGACCUACUACUAACUUCUGGUCUAGGAAGGGAAUGGUGGCAAAUAGAACUUUUUUGGUCCAUUUAAAAAUAAUUGCUGAGAUGAGCUGAUUAUGAAUUCCAACUAUAGCCCUGCCUUUGAACCUUGCAGUUUUUGCAUUCAACGUAAAUUUUUAUUAGCAAUGUGCUAUUAACAAUACUGAGCCUUUUAUGUGUAUUCUGUUUAUCAGAGUGAUGCUACAGAAUUUAGGGUGUAGUGGUAGUUCUGUUUUACAGAGGAGGAAACAGUCACAGAGAGGUUGGAUAAUCUGUGCCAGACCGCCCAGGAAAUGAUGGAUCUGAAUUCAAGUCUAACAGGCCCUCUCUGCUAUGUGAUCUUGAUCUUGUUAACCAGAGAAAAACGCUAGUCAUUUGUCAGGGCUGGUAACGAAAACUUGUACUUAUUAGGAUUCCUCAGAUUGUUAAGCCUAGUUUUUGUAAAUUGAAAAGUGCCUCAGGAUUUUGAACCAAAUUUAGUGCAUAUUUUGUCUGGAUUUUUGAGGGGAGAGGUUGGACCAAAGCACAAAACAGCUCUAAAAGA
Panthera uncia (snow leopard) is the source of this 3582-nucleotide messenger RNA. It is a transcript of the gene TOMM22, whose product is annotated as translocase of outer mitochondrial membrane 22. Lineage: Eukaryota; Metazoa; Chordata; Mammalia; Carnivora; Felidae. The coding region runs from base 2440 to 2811 and encodes 123 amino acids. Gene Ontology annotation, cellular component: mitochondrial outer membrane. The transcript is spliced from 4 exons. Gene Ontology annotation, biological process: intracellular protein transport. The record is from RefSeq and is a predicted model, not a curated record.